AUGCAGUAUUGCGGCCUAAUAUGCUCGAAGGCUUCGACUUCAACUGCUCGAUCGCUAACCCGAUAUUCGCAUGCAGCCCGGCAACGACUUUCCGGUGCCUUGGCUGCGUCUACGGCCGCAAACCUCCGAUUCAACGGCAGAGGUCUGCCAUCCCAACUGUCGGCAAUCGCCAUUCUAGUCCCUCAGCAGCGCGGAUAUGCCACUGAUCCAUCGACCUCUUCCUCCUCUUCCUCAAAUUCGUUCCCCCCUCCGGGCUUCAACGCAGAACAGGCCAAGAAGCCCCUCCCCCCGGACACCGUGCAGCCCUCCAAGGAUGUCCAGAAGGUCACACCCAAUUCUGGGCAGUCCAUUUCGUCUCAAAUUGCUGCGCAGAACAAUGGAAAGUCGGCAGAGCUGACGACGGCAAAGUCCGCGGAUCUUGAUGGCAAGAAGGAGGAAAAGAAGGAGACGAAGAAACUGACAAUCGGACAAAAGAUCAAGAAGGAAGCUCAGCACUACUGGGAUGGUACCAAGCUUCUUGCUACGGAAGUCAGAAUCAGUUCCAGGCUGGCAUUGAAGAUGGCUGCAGGCUAUGAACUCAGUCGCAGAGAGCACCGUCAGCUCCAAAGAACCGUCAAGGAUUUGGGUCGCCUUGUUCCUUUCUCCAUGUUCGUUAUCAUCCCCUUCGCGGAACUGCUGCUUCCCAUUGCCCUGAAGCUGUUCCCGAACAUGCUGCCUAGCACCUACGAGGGCCAGAAGGCGCGCGAGAAGAAGGCGCUGAGUCUGAGCUCGACGCGUAAGGAGGUUUCGGGUUUCCUGAAGAACACACUGAGGGAGUCUGGUCUCCCGGUCACUGCUGCGACCGUGAAGAACGAAGAGUUUGCCGAAUUCUUCAAGAAGAUCCGCACCACGGGAGAAUCGCCCACUCCUGACGACGUGAUCAAGGUGUGCAAGAUCUUCAAGGAUGACCUGACGCUCGACAACCUGUCCCGGCCCCAGCUGGUGGGUAUCUGCAAGUACAUGAACCUCAACUCUUUCGGAACGGACGCCAUGCUUCGGUACAACAUCCGCCACCGCAUGCGCCAGAUUAAGCGCGACGACCGCGCCAUUUUCCACGAGGGUGUGGAGUCUCUGUCUGUUCCUGAACUGCAGAUGGCAUGUGCCUCCCGUGGUAUCCGCACGCACGGUGUGUCUCCUGCUCGCCUGCGCGAGGACAUGUCGAUGUGGCUGGACCUGCGUCUCAAGCAGGGCGUCCCCUCGACCCUUCUUGUGCUGAGCAACGCAUACGUCUACGCCCAGGGUGGCAAGGAAGCCGAGAUGUCGUCCCAGAUCGAGGCUCUCCAGUCCGUCUUGUCUAGCAUUCCUGAGGAGCUCUUCCACGAGAUCGAGCUCGAGGUUCACAACGCCGAAGGUGCCGCCACCAACAAGCAGCGUCUGGAGGUCAUCAAGGAGCAGCAAGAGCUGAUCGAGGAGGAGAACGAGCAGAACAGCGAGAACGAGGAGAAGGGCGUCUCUGCCCCCAAGGACAUCGAGGAUAUCGAUGACAAGGAUGACGUCAAGUACGAAGCCAAGUACAAGACGCAAGCGGGUGAGGCCAACGAAGCCGUCCAGGAGGGCGAGAAAGCUGAGGAGGCACAACAGUCUACCCAGGCUAAGGAAGAGAAGAAAUAA
Aspergillus niger is the source of this 1650-nucleotide messenger RNA. RefSeq lists its product as uncharacterized. NCBI's taxonomy places the organism in Eukaryota, Fungi, Ascomycota, Eurotiomycetes, Eurotiales, Aspergillaceae. Gene Ontology annotation, cellular component: mitochondrial inner membrane. Bases 1 to 1650 code for a protein of 549 amino acids. Gene Ontology annotation, molecular function: ribosome binding. Gene Ontology annotation, biological process: intracellular monoatomic cation homeostasis. The record is from RefSeq and is a predicted model, not a curated record. The transcript has 3 exons.